UUUUUCAACCAAAGGCGUGAGAAACGCACUGCUCCAAGAACGCUUGCUCAAGUGCGUGCCUACCUCCCCUCCAAAUCCCUCCAAGACAAUCCUUCCCAUUCACACUCCAAAGCCACAGCACCCACCUCUUCCUUCGCCUCCUUUUGGUCAUUUGGCAUCCAUCCCAACAUGCCCUUCGCCACCGCCACCGCCGCCACCGGCAAGCCCAAGAAGAUGGUGACCCCAUCCCAAUCCAGCCUAUGCACCACCCUCUUCUUCAUCGUCCUCUUCACCAUCCCUGCCCUCUUCCUCCUCCGCACCACCACCACCUCCUCCGCCUGUGCUGCCCUCUUCCCUAACGCCGCUGCCAGCUCCGCCCACGGCCCGAAGCCCUUCUCUGGCGAUCUCCGGGACGCCCGCUUCGCGUGGAACCAGCUCUCCUUCGACGGCCCGAGGGAUGCCAGCCGCCCCCCGCCGCUCCGCAUCGCCGUGUUCUCCCGGAAGUGGCCGGUCGGCACGACCCCCGGAGGUAUGGAGCGGCACGCCUACACCCUCCACACUGCCCUUGCGGCCCGUGGCCACCAAGUCCAUGUGUUCACGUCCCCCGUCGAGGGCACCGUCAAGGACAACAUGGGGGAGUCGCCGACUCCACCGCCGCGGUUGCAUUUCCACGAGGGCGAGCCGGGGAGGUGGAGGUACAACAAGGCGUGGGAGAUGUUUGUGGAGGAGAACCGGCGGGAGGCAUUCGACGUGGUGCACUCGGAGAGCGUGGCGCUCCCUCACUGGCUGGCCCGGGAUGUGCCAAACCUCGCCGUGUCGUGGCACGGGAUCGCGCUCGAGAGCCUGCAGUCGGACAUUUACCAGGACCUGGCGCUGAGGACGGACGGCGAGCCCAUCCCGCCGGACGUUAACAAGAACAUGCAAGGCGUGAUACCGAAGGUACUCAAUGAAAUCAGGUUCUUCCACAAAUACGCCCAUCACGUGGCGAUCAGCGAUAGCUGCGGCGAGAUGUUACGCGACGUGUACCAAAUCCCGACCAAGAGAGUCCAUGUCAUCCUCAACGGCGUCGACGAGGCCGACUUCAAGCAGAAUCUUGACUCGGGCCGUGAAUUCCGCUCCCGUAUGGGUAUCCCCAAGAACGCGACCGUCGUGCUCGGCGUCGCCGGUAGGCUUGUCAGGGACAAAGGCCACCCUCUCCUCCAUCGAGCAUUCUCCAUGAUCACCGAAAAGCACCCGAACGUGUACUUGGUCAUCGCGGGCUCCGGCCCAUGGGCCGGCCGCUACAAGGAAUUGGGCCCUAGGGUUUUGGUCCUGGGCUCGAUGAGCCCAUCUCAAUUAGGCCAUUUCUACAAUUCGAUCGAUGUGUUCGUGAACCCGACGCUAAGGCCGCAAGGGCUGGACCUGACGCUGAUGGAGGUGAUGAUGAGCGGGAAGCCGGUGAUGGCAUCGAGGUUUCCAAGCAUCAAAGGGACGAUCGUCGUGGACGACGAGUUAGGGUUUUUGUUCUCGCCCAACGUGGAGUCGCUCGUGGAGGUGAUGGAGACGGCGAUCGCGGAAGGUCCGAAGAGGUUGGCCGAGAGAGGUAGGGCUUGUAGAGAGUACGCGACUUCAAUGUUCACGGCGAGGAAGAUGGCUUUGGCGUACGAGAGGCUGUUUUUAUGUAUAAAGAACGAGACGUUUUGUAAGUACCCUUAGCUUUCAUGGCGUGUUUUCAUACACAAUGCCCAAUUCGAAUUUUCAGAAUUUCUUUCCCUUCUGUAGGGAGAUCAUACACAAUAAAUU
This is a messenger RNA of Eucalyptus grandis, 1761 nucleotides long. RefSeq lists its product as uncharacterized. Gene Ontology annotation, molecular function: glycosyltransferase activity. Bases 169 to 1674 code for a protein of 501 amino acids. The transcript is spliced from 2 exons. The record is from RefSeq and is a predicted model, not a curated record. Lineage: Eukaryota; Viridiplantae; Streptophyta; Magnoliopsida; Myrtales; Myrtaceae.